AUGUCCCAGCCGGGGGUACCGGCCUCCGGCGGCGCCCUCACCGGCCUCCAGGCCCAGAAUGGGGCCGCCUCGGCCUCGGGGUCUUCGUAUACCAACGGUCCUAUCCAAAAUGCACUGCUGUCUGCACAAGGAUAUAAUUCUCAGCUUCCAGGAUCCUACUCUCAUCUAUUACCAGCAAAGACUUUGAAUCCAGUCUCUGGACAGUCGAACUAUGGUGGUUCUCAGACUGUUUCUUCAUUGAGUAACUAUCAAGGACCUGAGCAGACUCUUCAUAGACCACCUAUGGCUUCUAAUCCAGUGACACCUUCACUCCAUGGUGGUCCUGUUCCCAGAAUGCCACAACAUGCUUCUCAGAACCCAGCUGCUACACCAAUGCCUUCUGGUAGCUUUCAUCCUGGAGCCAGCGCACCACCACCUCUGAAUUGGCAGUAUAACUAUCCAUCCCCAGGAUCACAGACAAACCAUUAUCCUCGAGUAUCAACCGGACCAACUAUGUCUGGGAAUACAAAUUUGACAAGUCAUCAAUAUGUUUCUUCUGGAGAUCCUUCACAUCAAAACAACUUCAUAAAAUCAGGUUCUGCACCCCCUCUGAAUCCACCUCUGCCUACCACUUUCCAACCAGGAGUCCCUGUUGGGCCUCCCCCAACUGGAGGACCACCUCCAAUGAGUGCCCUAAGUCCUCAGAAAUCAUCACAUAUGGAUGUGCACCGGCCAUCAUUUAAUUCACCUACCAACCAAGAUGGUAUAACAUCAAGUACCAAUAAUGGAUCUAUGAUGGUUCACAAUAGUUAUGAUGAAAUUGAAGGCGGUGGCUUCUUGGCAACACCACAGCUUACUAAUAAGAAUCCUACAGUGAGCCGAAGUGUUGGAUAUUCAUAUCCCUCUUUACCACCUGGUUAUCAGAAUACCCAACCACCUACAACCGGAAUGCCACCCUCUUCCUUGAGCUACCCAAGUGGGCCUCAGGCCUUUAACCAGAAUUCCUUAGGUGCUAAUCAUUUAACUGCAAGCAUGAGUGGAUUAAGUCUACAUCCAGAUGGGCUGAGAGUUAUUAACCUUCUUCAUGAGAGAAACAUGCUUCCAUCAACACCUUUGCAGCCUCCGGUUCCAAAUUUGCAUGAAGAUAUCCAGAGACUCAACUGUAACCCAGAGUUAUUUCGAUGUACACUGACUAGCAUUCCUCAGACUCAGGCCUUACUGAAUAAAGCCAAACUUCCGUUAGGACUGCUGCUUCAUCCUUUCAAAGACCUAAUGCAAUUGCCUGUGGUUACCUCCGGUACAAUUGUGAGAUGCCGUUCAUGCAGGACAUACAUCAACCCUUUUGUCAGCUUUCUUGAUCAAAGGAGAUGGAAGUGUAACUUAUGUUACCAAGUCAAUGAUGUUCCUGAAGAAUUCUUGUACAACCCUGUGACCAGAGUCUAUGGAGAACCUCACAGAAGACCUGAAGUUCAAAAUUCCACAAUUGAGUUUAUGGCUCCUUCAGAAUACAUGUUACGACCACCUCAACCUCCAGUGUAUGUCUUUGUGUUUGAUGUGUCUCACAAUGCAAUUGAAACUGGAUACUUGAAUUCAGUUUGCCAGAGUUUGUUAGACAAUCUGGAUUUGCUUCCUGGCAACACUAGGACAAAAAUUGGCUUCAUAACAUUUGAUAGUACAAUCCACUUCUACAGUCUUCAAGAAGGUCUCUCUCAACCUCAGAUGCUAAUAGUUUCAGAUAUUGAAGAUAUUUUUAUACCUAUGCCGGAGAACUUAUUAGUAAAUUUAAAUGAAAGUAAAGAGCUCGUCCAAGAUUUACUGAAAACUUUGCCACAAAUGUUUGCCAAGACCCUGGAGACCCAGAGUGCCUUGGGUCCUGCACUUCAAUCUGCCUUUAAGCUGAUGUCCCCAACUGGUGGUCGAAUGUCUGUCUUUCAAACACAACUCCCAACUCUUGGAGCAGGAGCUCUGAAACCACGAGAGGAACCCAACCAAAGGUCAUCUGCUAAGGAAAUUCACUUGACACCAUCCACUGACUUCUAUAAGAAAUUAGCUCUGGACUGUUCUGGUCAACAGGUAGCUGUUGAUUUAUUCCUUCUCAGUGGACAGUAUUCUGAUUUGGCUUCUUUGGGUUGUAUUUCUCGGUAUUCAGCAGGUAGUGUCUAUUAUUAUCCCUCAUACCACCAUCAACACAACCCAGUCCAGGUACAGAAAUUACAGAAGGAGCUACACAGAUACCUCACUCGGAAGAUUGGUUUUGAGGCAGUCAUGAGGAUUCGGUGUACCAAAGGUCUUUCCAUUCAUACUUUCCAUGGGAACUUCUUUGUUCGGUCAACAGACUUACUGUCUUUGCCCAAUGUAAAUCCAGAUGCUGGAUAUGCAGUACAGAUGUCAGUGGAAGAGAGUCUUACUGACACUCAGUUGGUUUCCUUUCAGUCAGCACUUUUGUAUACGUCCAGCAAAGGUGAAAGAAGAAUUCGUGUUCAUACUUUGUGUUUGCCAGUAGUUUCAACACUGAAUGAAGUUUUUCUCGGAGCUGAUGUUCAAGCAAUUUCAGGGCUGUUGGCCAAUAUGGCUGUGGACAGGUCUGUGACUGCCAGUCUGAGUGACGCUCGGGACGCCCUCGUGAAUGCCGUCAUAGACUCUCUUUCAGCUUAUCGCUCUUCAGUCCUAAGUAACCACCAGCCCGGACUCAUGGUUCCUUUUUCGUUGCGGCUUUUCCCACUCUUUGUGUUGGCUCUCCUUAAACAGAAAUCAUUCCAGACUGGAACAAAUGCACGUCUAGAUGAACGCAUUUUUGCUAUGUGUCAAGUGAAAAAUCAGCCCUUGGUUUACCUUAUGCUCACAACUCAUCCCAAUUUGUAUAGAGUUGACAAUCUUUCAGAUGAGGGAGCACUCAACAUCAACGAUCGAACUAUACCUCAGCCACCUAUUCUUCAGCUUUCAGUGGAGAAGCUGAGCAGGGAUGGAGCUUUUCUCAUGGAUGCAGGCUCUGUACUGAUGCUUUGGGUUGGAAAGAAUUGUGGACAGAAUUUUCUCAGCCAAGUUUUAGGAGUUCAAAGCUAUGCAUUAAUUCCACAGACUAUGACAGAUCUUCCAGACCUUGAUACCCCAGAAUCUGCCAGAACUAUAGCUUUCAUAUCUUGGCUUAGAGAACAAAGACCAUUUUUCCCAAUACUUUAUAUAAUAAGGGAUGAGAGUCCAAUGAAAGCAGUUUUCCUUCAAAACAUGGUAGAAGACAGAACAGAAUCUGCAUUUUCAUAUUAUGAAUUCCUCUUGCAUAUACAACAGCAAGUGAAUAAAUGA
Pipistrellus nathusii (Nathusius's pipistrelle) is the source of this 3282-nucleotide messenger RNA. The record is from the annotation of a GenBank genome assembly. Lineage: Eukaryota; Metazoa; Chordata; Mammalia; Chiroptera; Vespertilionidae.